AUGAGCUCCCAAAUUCCGGGAGAAGCAGAAUGGACUGCGCGGAGUGUACGGGAUGCGUUCAUCAAAUAUUUCAAGGAAAAUGGCCACACCUUUGUUGCCUCGUCGCCAGUUGUUCCGCUGUCCGAUCCCACUCUGCUGUUUACCAAUGCAGGAAUGAACCAAUUCAAAUCAAUCUUUCUAGGCACCGUGGACCCGAACUCGGACUUUGCGACCUUAAAGAGUGCAUGUAUCCGGGCCGGCGGAAAGCAUAACGACCUAGACGAUGUCGGGAAAGAUAGUUAUCACCAUACUUUCUUCGAAAUGCUCGGCAACUGGAGCUUUGGUGACUAUUUCAAACAAGAAGCAAUCCAGUAUUCCUGGGAGCUUUUGACUAAAGUCUACCACCUGGAUCCUGAACGUCUUUAUGUGACCUAUUUCGAAGGGUGCAAGGAUGGCGGACUUGAACCAGACUUGGAAGCUAAAGCCCUCUGGAGAUCUGUCGGCGUUCCCGAAGAUCACAUUCUCCCUGGAAACAUGAAGGAUAACUUUUGGGAAAUGGGUGACCAAGGCCCCUGCGGACCUUGCAGUGAAGUACACUUUGACAGGAUUGGUGGUCGUAACGCUGCCCAUCUUGUUAACGAAGAUGACCCCAACGUCAUUGAAAUUUGGAACAAUGUCUUCAUUCAGUACAACCGCGAAAGUGACCGCUCUUUGAAGCCUCUCCCGAACAAGCACGUUGAUACCGGACUGGGAUAUGAACGGCUCGUCUCAAUCUUGCAAAACAAAUCAUCAAACUACGACACCGAUGUGUUUACGCCCCUGUUCCAGGUCAUCAAGGAAAUAACGGGAGCCCCGGAAUACCGAGGGCGGUUUGGUGCCGAAGAUUCUGAUGGAAUCGAUACCGCAUAUCGCGUUGUGGCGGACCAUGUCCGUACCUUGACAUUCGCUAUAUCUGAUGGCGUAACCCCAAACAAUGAAGGUCGUGGUUAUGUCAUUCGUCGAGUUCUUCGCAGAGGCGCCCGUUUUGCUCGAAAGUACUUCGGAGUUGAGAUUGGUAACUUUUUUUCCAAAAUCGUCCCCACUGUUGUUGACCAGCUCGGUGAUAUGUUCCCGGAGUUGAGAACAAAGCAACACGAUGUCAUGGAAAUUCUUGACGAGGAAGAGAUAUCCUUUUCUAAAACCUUGGAUCGUGGGGAGCGACAAUUCGAGAAUUAUGCCAAUCAAGCCAAGACCAAAGGGGUUCGCAAACUCCACGGUGCUGAUGUUUGGAGGCUGUAUGACACUUUUGGAUUCCCAGUUGAUUUGACUCGCCUCAUGGCAGAAGAACGUGGAUUAGACAUUGAUGAUGGGGAAUUCGAGGAGGCUCGCUCGAGAGCUAAAGAGGCUAGCAAAGGCCAGAAGAAGACCGCUGCAGACACCGUGAAACUUGAUGUCCACGACCUUGGGAAGCUGGAAAGCAUGCAGGAUGUUCUGAAGACCAACGAUGCCGCGAAAUUCGAUAAGGGCAAUAUUAAUGCCCAGAUCAAGGCAAUUUACCAUGCCAAAUCGUUUCAUUCAUCCACCGAGAGCGUCCCCGAUGGGGACCAACUUGGGAUUAUCCUUGAUCGCACAAAUUUCUAUGCUGAGCAAGGUGGUCAGGAAAACGACACCGGCAGAAUCGUCAUUGACGGACAAGCUGAAUUAGAGGUUGGUGAUGUUCAACUUUAUGGCGGAUAUGUUCUUCAUACUGGUUUUAUCAAAUAUGGCUCUUUCGCUGUUGGCGAUUCCGUUCUUUGUGAGUAUGAUGAACUUCGCCGGUGGCCAAUCAGAAACAACCAUACCGGAACGCAUAUUUUGAACUUUGCACUAAAGGAAGUCCUCGGUGAUGGCAUCGAACAGAGAGGUUCUCUUGUUGCUGCCGAAAAACUUCGAUUUGACUUCUCCUACAAGUCUGCUGUUACAGAAAAGGAGCUGGAGAAGAUUGAGGAACUUUCUACGGAAUACAUCAGGCAAAACUGUGCAGUUUAUUCACAAGAAAUUCCUCUUGCCACCGCACGCCAAAUCUCGGGAGUCAGGGCUGUUUUUGGUGAAACCUACCCUGAUCCGGUUCGUGUUGUUUCAGUUGGGGUUGAAUUAGACGAGAUACUAAAGCAAGUGGACGACCCUCGCUGGGAAAAGGUCAGCAUUGAGUUUUGUGGCGGCACACAUGUACUCAAAACAGGGGACAUAAAAGACCUUAUCAUCUUGGAGGAAAGUGGCAUCGCGAAAGGCAUCCGCAGGAUCAUUGCGGUGACGGGCGAAGAUGCUCAUCACGUCCAGCGUGUUGCCAGCGAUUUCGAAAAGCGUCUGGACCAUCUGCAAUCGAUGGCUCUAAGCCCAGCGAAAGAGCAGGAGGCUAAGCAGAUACAAGUGGACCUAAACCAGCUACUUAUUUCUGCUGUGCAGAAGACGAAGUUCCGGGAGCGGUUUACGAGUAUUAAUAAACAGAUUAUUGAUUCACAGAAGGCACAACAGAAGUUGGAGUCGAAGAAGGCCGUUGAGACGAUCACCGCCUUUUUCCAAGCCCCAGAGAAUCAGGAUAAGUCAUGGCUUGUCACCGGACUUCCCAUUUCUGCUAAUGCCAAGGCCGUCAGUGAAUCUCUGAACCAUGUUAAGUCGAAAUUGAAGGACAAGACUGUGUAUGUGCUGGCCGCGGAUGGAAGUCAGGGUCGUGUCGCUCAUGGCUGCUAUGUCUCGAAGCCAAUGGAUGACCAGGGUGCUUCUGCCAGUGAGUGGGCCAGUAUUGUUGCCGGUGUGGUGGGUGGUAAGGCCGGAGGAAAAGGCUCUACUUCAAUCGGCAACGGCCUUCACCCCGACAAGGUUGACGAGGCCAUAAACCUGGCCUCCGACUACCUUCGAAAGUUUAAGCUGUAG
Messenger RNA from Aspergillus affinis, 2871 nucleotides. RefSeq names its product alanine--tRNA ligase. The record is from RefSeq and is a predicted model, not a curated record. The transcript is spliced from 6 exons. Gene Ontology annotation, molecular function: alanine-tRNA ligase activity; ATP binding; aminoacyl-tRNA deacylase activity. Gene Ontology annotation, biological process: tRNA modification; alanyl-tRNA aminoacylation. The coding region runs from base 1 to 2871 and encodes 956 amino acids. Gene Ontology annotation, cellular component: mitochondrion; cytoplasm. Lineage: Eukaryota; Fungi; Ascomycota; Eurotiomycetes; Eurotiales; Aspergillaceae.